Molecule: messenger RNA, 5941 nt
Organism: Physeter macrocephalus (sperm whale)
Lineage: Eukaryota; Metazoa; Chordata; Mammalia; Artiodactyla; Physeteridae
Gene: DSP
Product: desmoplakin
Exons: 25
Coding region: 323-5941 (1872 amino acids)
Biological process (GO): cell-cell adhesion; intermediate filament cytoskeleton organization; skin development
Cellular component (GO): cytoplasm; intercalated disc; intermediate filament
Molecular function (GO): protein binding; structural molecule activity
Source: RefSeq, a predicted model, not a curated record
GCGGGGAGGAGACUCGAGCUCCCGCCGACCAACACCACCCCCGCGCCACGGCCCUGCUCCUCUGCGCCCUCGCCGCCCUGAGAGCCGCAGCCCUCCGCUUCCACUCCCGGCCCGGCGCUGUCCCCGGCGCCCGACGCCCGCCCGCCGUGCCGCGCUCGCGGUGUCCGGAACGGCCCUGGUGGAGAGGCGCGUCCUCGCGAUCCUUCUGCUCCCGCAGCCCAGUCCCCGGUUUGGGCCUCUCCUGGGAGCCCCUCGCCCUCUCCGAGCCGGCCCGCCCUCGCGUCCGCCUCGGCGCUGAGCGGCGCUCCGAGUGCCCGCCAACAUGAGCUGCAACGGAGGCUCCGACCCGCGGAUCAACACGCUGGGCCGCAUGACCCGCGCCGAGUCCGGCCCCGACCUGCGCUACGAGAUGACCUGCGGCGGGGGCGGCGGGGGUGGUGGCGGCAGCAGCGGCGGCGGGGGCACCAGCAGGAUGUACUACUCCCGGCGCUGCACGGUCACCGACCAGAACUCGGACGGCUACUGUCAAACUGGAACGAUGUCCAGGCAGAACCAGAACACCAUCCAGGAGCUUCUGCAGAACUGCUCGGAUUGUUUGAUGCGGGCCGAGCUGAUCGUGCAGCCAGAACUGAAGUAUGGAGAUGGGAUACAGCUGGCUCAGAGCAGAGAACUGGAUGAGUGUUUUGCCCAGGCCAAUGAUCACAUGGAAAUUACCGACAGCUUGAUUAGAGAGAUGCGGCAGAUGGGCCAGCCCUGUGAUGCUUAUCAGAAAAGACUGCUGCAGCUCCAGGAGCAAAUGCGAGCCCUUUACAAAGCCAUCAGUGUCCCUCGAGUCCGAAGGGCCAGCUCCAAGGGAGGUGGAGGGUACACCUGCCAGAGCGGCUCCGGGGGAGAUGAGUUCACCAAGCGCCUCACCAGCGAAUGUCUGGGGUGGAUGCAGAAGCAGAGGGCGGAGAUGGACAUGAUCACGUGGGGCGUGGACCUGGCCUCUGUGGAGCAGCACAUCAGCAGUCACAGGACCAUCCACAAUGCCAUCGGGGAGUACCGCUGGCAGCUGGACAAGAUUAAAGCCGACCUGCGUGAGAAAUCUGCAAUCUACCAGUUGGAGGAGGAGUAUGAAAACCUGCUGAAAACGUCCUUUGAGAGGAUGGACCACCUGCGACAGCUGCAGAGCAUCAUUCAGGCCGCGUCCCAAGAGAUCAUGUGGAUCAAUGAUUGUGAGGAGGAGGAGCUGCUGUACGACUGGAGCGACAGGAACACCAACAUCGCUCAGAAGCAGGAGGCCUUCUCUAUACGCAUGAGUCAGCUGGAAGUUAAGGAAAAAGAGCUCAAUAAGCUUAAACAAGAAAGUGACCAACUUGUCCUCAGUCAGCAUCCAGCUUCAGACAAAAUUGAGGCAUAUAUGGAUACUCUCCAGACACAGUGGAGCUGGAUUCUUCAGAUCACCAAAUGCAUUGAUGUUCAUCUCAAAGAAAAUGCUGCCUACUUUCAGUUUUUUGAAGAGGCCCAGUCGACGGAAGCCUACCUGAAGGGCCUCCAAGACUGCGUCAGGAAGAAGUACCUGUGUGACAAGAGCAUGCCCCUGCAGCAUCUGCUGGAGCAGAUCAAGGUGCUGGAGAAAGAAUGGGAGACAAUCCUUGAAAACAGGCGCCAGGUGCAGAGCUUGGUAAACAAGUCCAAGAGGAUUGUGCAGCUGAAACCGCGGAACCCGGACUACAGAAGCAAUAAACUCAUUAUUGUCAGGGCUCUCUGUGACUACAAGCAGGACCAGAAGAUCGUCCACAAAGGGGACGAGUGUAUCCUGAAGGACAAUAACGAACGGAGCAAGUGGCUCGUGACUGGCCCGGGGGGCGUGGACAUGCUCGUGCCCUCCGUCGGCCUCAUCAUUCCUCCGCCCAACCCUCUGGCCGUGGACCUCUCAAGCAAGAUCGAGCAGUACUAUGAAGCCAUCCUGGCCCUGUGGAACCAGCUCUACAUCAACAUGAAGAGCCUGGUGUCCUGGCACUACUGCAUGAUCGACAUCGAGAAGAUCAAGGCCAUGACCAUCGCCAAGCUGAAAACGAUGCGGCUGGAAGAUUACACGAAGACAAUAUCUGACCUCGAGUUACGUUACCAAGACUUCAUCAGAGACAGCCAAGGCUCAGAGAUGUUUGGAGAUGAUGACAAGAGGAAAAUACAGACCCAGUUCACGGACGCCCAGAAACACUACCAGACCCUGGUCGUACAGCUCCCCAGCUACCCCCAGCACCAGACAGUAACCGCAACUGAAAUCACUCAUCUCGGUUCCUGCCAUAAUAAAGUAAUUGAAACCAACAGAGAAAAUGACAAGCAGGAAACGUGGCUGCUGAUGGAGCUCCAGAAGAUUCGGAGGCAGAUGGAGCUCUGUGAGAGCGGAAUGACCCUUAAAAACGUCCUUCUGGCAGAUCAGGGGUCUUCGCAGCACAUCACAGCGAAAAUAAACGAGCUAAAGGGCUUACAGAAUGAUUCUCAAACAUUUGCUCAAGUUCUCAACCAGCUGAAGGACAUGCUAGCUAACUUCAGAGGUUCGGAAAAAUAUUGCUAUCUGCAGAAUGAGGUAUUUGGAUUGUUUCAGAAACUGGAAAAUAUCAAUGGCGUUACAGACGGCUACUUAAAUAGCUUGUGCAUGGUGAGAACACUCCUGCAGGCCAUUCUCCAGACAGAAGACAUGCUGAAGGUUUACGAAGCCAGGCUUACUGAAGAGGAGACCGUGUGCCUGGAUCUGGAUAAGGUGGAAGCUUACCGCUGUGGACUGAAGAAAAUUAAAAACGACUUGAACUUGAAGAAGUCCUUGUUGGCCACCAUGAAGACGGAACUGCAGAAAGCCCAGCAGAUCUACUCCCAGACUUCACAGCAGUAUCCACUGUACGACCUGGACCUGGGCAAGUUCAGCGAAAAAGUCACACAGCUGACAGACCGCUGGCAAAGAAUCGAUAAACAGAUAGACUACAGAUUAUGGGACCUGGAGAAACAAAUCAAGCAACUGAGGAAUUACCGUGAUAACUAUCAGACUUUCUGCAAAUGGCUCUGUGAUGCCAAACGCUGCCAGGAUAACUUAGAAUCCAUGAAGUUUGGAGAUUCCAACAUGGUCAUGCGAUUUUUGAACGAGCAGAAGAACUUGCACAGUGAUAUAAGUGGCAAACGAGACAAAUCAGAAGAAGUACAAAAAAUUGCCGAACUUUGUGCAAAUUCAAUUAAGGAUUAUGAACUACACCUGGCAUCAUACGCCUCAGGACUGGAAACUCUACUGAGCAUACCUGUCAAGAGAACCAUCGUGCAGUCUCCUUCUGCGAUGAUUCUGCAAGAGGCUGCAGAUAUGCAUGCUCGGUACAUAGAACUUCUUACAAGGUCUGGAGACUAUUACAGAUUCUUAAGUGAGAUGCUGAAGAGUUUGGAAGAUCUGAAGCUGAAAAAUACCAAGAUCGAAGUUUUGGAAGAGGAGCUCAGGCUGGCCCGAGACGCCAACUCUGAAAACUGCAGUAAGAACAAAUUACUGGAUCAGAACCUGCAGAAAUACCAGGCGGAGUGUUCCCAGUUCAAAGCAAAGCUCGUGAGCCUGGAGGAGCUGAAGAGACAGGCUGAGCUGGAUGGCAAGUCAGCCAAGCAAAAUCUAGACAAGUGCUACAGCCAAAUCAAAGAGCUCAAUGAGAAGAUCACCCGGCUGACUUACGAGAUUGAGCAUGAAAAGCGAAGCAGAAAAACCGUGGAAGACAGGUUUGAUCAACAGAAGAACGACUAUGACCAGCUGCAGAAGGCGAGGCAGAGCGAGAAGGAGAGCCUUGGCUGGCAGAAAAUAGAGUCUGAGAAAGCCAUCAAGGAGAAGGAGUUCGAGAUAGAGAGGUUGAGGGCUCUUCUGCAGGAGGAGAGCACCCGGAAGAGAGAAUAUGAAAAUGAGCUGGCAAAGGUAAGAAACCAGUAUAGUGAGGAGAUGAGUAAUUUAAGGAACAAGUACGAAACAGAGAUUAACAUCACAAAGACUACCAUCAAGGAGAUAUCCAUGCAAAAAGAGGAUGAUUCCAAAAACCUCCGAAACCAGCUCGAUAGAUUCUCGAAGGAGAAUCGCGACCUGAAGGAUGAGAUUGUCCGGCUCACCAAUAGCAUCCUGCAGAUCACGGAGGAGCGGAGGCGGGCCGAAGAGGCUGCCCUGCAGCAGAAGGCCUGUGGCUCCGAGAUGCUGCAGGAGAAGCAGCAUCUGGAAAUGGAGCUGAAGCAGGUCAUCCAGCAGCGCUCCGAGGACAACGCCAGGCACAAGCAGUCCCUGGAAGAGGCUGCCAAGACCAUCCAGGACAAAAACCAGGAGAUCGAAAGACUCAAAGCUGAGUUUCAGGAGGAGGCCAAGCGCCGCCGGGAAUAUGAGAAUGAACUGGCUAAGGUAAGGAACAAUUACGAUGAAGAACUCAUUAGCUUGAAGAACCAGUUCGAGACGGAGAUCACCAUCACCAAGACGACCAUCCAGCAGCUCACCCUGCAGAAGGAGGAGGACACCAGCGGCUACCGAGCCCAGAUAGACAACCUCACCAGGGAAAACCGGAGCCUCUCGGAAGAAGUAACAAAGCUGAAGAACGCUCUAGCCCAGACCACGGAGAACCUCAGGAGGGUCGAAGAGAGUGUCCAACAGCAAAAGGCCGCGGGCUCGGAGAUGUCGCAGCGGAAACAGCAGCUGGAGGUGGAGCUGACGCAGGUCAUGCAGGUGCGGAUGGAAGAGAGCACACGGUACAGGCAGUCUCUGGAUGAUGCCGCCAAGACGAUCCAGGAUAGAAACACGGAGAUAGAGAGGCUGAAGCAGCUGACAGAGACGGAAGCAAAGCAGCGCAAGUGUCUGGAGGAUGAAAACGCCAAAUUGCAGAGGGCGCAGUGCGAGCUGCAGAAGGCCUACAGCAGCGCCAUGGAGACGGUCAGCAAACUGAAGGCGCAGGAGCAGGAACUGAUGUGCCUGAGGCUGGACUACGAACGGGUGGCCCAGGAGCGGACCCUCCGGGAGCAGGACGCAGCCCGCCUCCAGAGCUCUCUGAAGGAGCUCCAGCCGCAGAGGCAGAGACUGCAGGAGGAGCUGACGCGGCUCAAGAGGGCGGCCUCCGAGGACUCCUUUAGGAGGAAGAAGCUGGACGAGGAGCUGGAGACCCUGCGGAGGGCCCGGAAGGAGCAGGCGGUAAAGGUCACCAGCCUGACCCAGCAGCUGGAGCAGGCGUCCGUCGCCAGAAAGAGGAGCGAGGACGCGCUGGACGGCCACCUGCGGGAGAAGCAGAGGGCCCAGGACGAGCUGCGCAGGCUGGCCUCCGACGUCGAGGCCCUGCGGCGGCAGCUGUCGCAGGAGCAGGAGAGCGCCAGGGAGGCGCAGGCACGGAGCGAGCACUUCCAGAAGGCCGUCGAGGACAAGAGCAGGAGCCUGAACGAGAGCAAGAUCGAAAUCGAGAGGCUGCAGUCGCUGACCGAGAGCCUCACCAAGGAGCACCUGCUGCUUGAGGGGGAGCUGCGGAGCCUCCGGCUGGAGUGCGAUGACCUCCGGCAGAGCCGCAGCGAGGCUGAGCACGACAAAAACGCCACCAUCUCGGAGCUGCGGAGCCAGCUGCAGAUCAGCAAUGCCCGGACCCUGGAGCUGCAGGGCCUGAUCAGUGAUUUACAAAGGGAGAGGGGAAGUUUGAGACAGGAAAUUGAGAAAUUCCAAAAGCAGGCAUUAGAGGCAUCUAAUAGGAUUCAGGAAUCCAAGAAUCAGUGCUCUCAGGUGGUGCAGGAGAGAGAGAGCCUCCUGGUGAAAAUCAAAGUUCUGGAGCAAGACAAGGCCAGGCUGCAGAGGCUGGAGGAUGAGCUGAAUCGCGCCAAAGUGACCCUCGAGGCAGAAAGCAGGGUGAAGCAGCGCCUGGAGUGUGAGAAACAGCAGAUCCAGAAUGACCUGAACCAGCUCACCUCUUCCAGCGGCCAGUGA